ACAACUCUUCAAACUCUCCUUGCACAAUGAAAAAACAAGAACGAUAUUUUCUGCGAUUCUCUCUCUGAUUUCCUUUCUCGAACGACUGAUAUUCUGCCGGACGACUUGUCGUUUCAUUUCUACAUAUAUGGCGAGGAGACCGGACGAGGAAUACGAUUACUUGUUUAAAGUAGUUUUAAUCGGGGACUCCGGAGUCGGCAAAUCCAACUUGCUCUCCCGAUUUACUCGUAAUGAGUUCUGUUUAGAAUCAAAAUCCACAAUAGGCGUCGAAUUCGCCACCCGUACUCUUCAAGUUGAGGGAAGAACUGUGAAAGCUCAAAUAUGGGACACAGCGGGUCAGGAGCGAUACCGGGCAAUAACCAGCGCCUACUACAGGGGUGCCCUUGGAGCUCUUCUAGUUUACGAUGUGACAAAACCAACAACGUUUGAAAACAUGAGCCGGUGGUUGAAGGAACUCAGAGAUCACGCAGAUGCCAACAUUGUGAUCAUGAUGAUUGGCAAUAAAACUGAUCUGAAGCAUCUUCGAGCAGUUGCCACAGAGGACGCCCAAGGUUAUGCAGAGAAAGAAGGCCUAUCAUUCAUUGAAACCUCUGCUCUUGAAGCAACAAACGUAGAGAAAGCAUUCCAAACAAUUCUCUCAGAGAUAUAUCGAAUAAUUAGUAAGAAAUCACUAGCUUCAGGCGAGCCAGCACCUGCCAGUGUUAAAGAAGGUCAGACUAUCGAUGUAGGAGCCACAUCCGAAGCCAACACAAAGAAACCUUGUUGCUCUUCAUCCUGAACCUGAAGGUGGUUUCGGAUUACCACAGUCCCACCGGUUCUUGUUGAUUUUUCUCUUAAUGUUCAUUUUUCAUCCUUGGAAUGGUUAUUGUUUCAACUUACGAUAUAUUGAAUGUUCAAACUUGCACGUCAUUUGUUUGUUGUCCAGAUAUUUGAUGAUUUUGCUAUGGCAGUUUGCAUGAGGCAUGCCAUAGUUUUCUGUGGAAUUUAGUGUAUAAUGUAAUAAUAGAAUACAAUGUGAAGGAAAUUGUAGUUUGAA
Messenger RNA from Mangifera indica (mango), 1036 nucleotides. Its product is annotated as ras-related protein RABA2a. Gene Ontology annotation, molecular function: GTPase activity; GTP binding. The transcript is spliced from 2 exons. NCBI's taxonomy places the organism in Eukaryota, Viridiplantae, Streptophyta, Magnoliopsida, Sapindales, Anacardiaceae. Bases 128 to 778 code for a protein of 216 amino acids. The record is from RefSeq and is a predicted model, not a curated record. Gene Ontology annotation, cellular component: endosome.